AUGGCAAGGCUCACUAAAGAUUCCGACUACAGUGCUGGCGACAAUCUGGGAAUUUGCCAAGCCCAUGGUCCGGCUCUGGAAAUAAUCAUUCAUACUAUGUGCUCCGGACAAGUUGCGUUCCUCCAGGUCACCCUGACAAUACUACCAAUUUAUGAAAACAAGGUCGAACAACUUCUAUACAACGAAAAGAUACCGCUAUCUUUUUAUCCUUUUAUUUGGUGCUUAAUCAGAGUGGAAUCCAUCAAAACGGUACUGAACAAGUUCAUUUCUAAUCACAUGCAUGCAGUUCGUCAUAAGUUGCGAGUUUUCCGUCAAGACUUUGAGGAGGAAAUGCAGAAUCUGCGCGAUUCAGGCACUGCUUUGGCUGGAACCUUUCGGCUAUUUACUGAGGGAGGAAAUUAUGCAAUGGCUGAGAUUGCGACGUACCAGGCUCAAUUAGACCGUAUUUCGGGUCUAAUUACUAACUGUGAGGUCGAUGAAUUAGGAAAACUAGAGCAAGCGGAACGCCGAAGACAAGAGGUGGCGGAGGCGCAGCUUGCACUUUUCGAGGACAAAGCACGCGUUCAUCUGGCCGAUCUAUCUUAUGCGGAGCGUGUGCUACGAGCCGUCACGAAUGCCCAAGUGCGGAUAAAAAUCCAAGUGUGUGACAGCAACAGUCAAGCAAGGCGAUUUGAUGAUGGACUGAUGAAAUUCGAGUUAUUAAUCGAUCAGCUUGUGCAGCAUCUGAGAAUUACUAGCUCUGCUGAAAAGAUUGGAGAGACAGCCGAUGAAUCCCCCUCUCAUCAGGUUCAGCUCAACGAAUUCACGGCCUUAGUUAUGGCUGCGUUGGCUCAGCUCUGUACAGAAGCCGCUGACCGCUGCAUCUUCCUUAACUGCCUCCGUUCACAGACGAGAGCUGAUCUAGAUGAAUCGGUUUUCGCGGAUUGUUCUACCUUACCUGAGACUCCUGCUGUCAACGAAGGGAUUUUUUCAGGUUCGAGCCCUAUAGUUGGACCCACUACUUUACGAAACGCAAUGCCUAAGGAACAAACUAGCCAGCAAAAAUCGGGAAAAUCUGCGGAUCAACAGGACAGAAGUCGGGGUCAACUGGUUACAGAGAAGUCCAUAUUGCGGAAUACUUGCUCCGAAAAGAAGGGAUCGAAUGACAUAGCGGAGGUAGGGCCAGGCGGCACCAAGAAUCUGCUUAGUAAAAUUCAGGUACGACACUAUACACUUAGUCGUUUGAUACUUUUGUUUGUGCUGGCUUAUAACUUAAUUUGUUCUUCAUACCUUUUUUUCACAUUUCAAGGCUAA
Molecule: messenger RNA, 1293 nt
Organism: Protopolystoma xenopodis
Lineage: Eukaryota; Metazoa; Platyhelminthes; Monogenea; Polystomatidea; Polystomatidae
Source: the annotation of a GenBank genome assembly